AUGGAUUUUUCUUGUUUAAAGACCUCUCGGGGAGAACCUUUCAAGUCUUCGGGGCCAACACACAUUACUUCUAUUGAUUGGAACAACAAACGUGACCUAAGAACCGUAGCUGCCAGCUUGGUUAUGGGUGUGUACAACCAAGAACGUGAACGCCAAAGCCAAGGGUCUCAACCACUACUUUCUGAUGAUGAUGCCUCCAUAGUUGGCGCUAUUUACGAGUACAAAUAUCUAGAUUCUCACAUUUUCCAUUCACCCGUGAAGCCACCAAGAUAUGUGAUUGCCUUUCGAGGAAACAUCCUCAAACCAGCCACCGUGGUAAAGGAUAUCAAGUCGGAUGUUCGUUUGUUUUUCAACACACUAGAAAAGAGUCACCGAUUUCUUGUUGCAUGGCAAGCUGUGCAAAUAAUGGUUGCUUUAGUUGGUGAUACUAACCCUGUGAAUAUCUGGUUAGCAGGGCAUUCUUUGGGUGCCGCAAUAGCUUUGUUGGUGGGAAGGAACAUGGUUACAGAAGGUUGUUAUCUCGAAACUUACCUCUUCAAUCCGCCAUUCCUUUCUACCCCUAUAGGGUCUAUUAAGAGUGAAAAGGUAAAGAAUGCAGCCCACUUCAUAGAUAACUUUAGCAAAGCUACAGUUGCUUUGGUUAGGCCCCGUCAACGAACCGACCAAGCUCAACUAUUCACUACAUUAUCUGAAUGGGUUCCAAAGUUAUAUGUGAACCCAUUGGACCCUAUUUGCUCAGAGUAUAUUGGAUAUUUUGAGGGCUGGGAAAAGAUGACAAAGAAAGGUUUUAGAGCAAUUGAGAGGCUUGUUACGCAGAAUUCAGUACGUGCUCUAGUCUCUGAUAAAGAACCAGUACAUCUCCUUCCUUCUGCGAAUGUCACUAUUAAUCGGCCCGUUCGUGUUUUCUGCCAAGAUCAUGGAAUCCAACAAUGGUGGAGAAAUGAUGGCCU
This is a messenger RNA of Ilex paraguariensis (yerba mate), 950 nucleotides long. The record is from the annotation of a GenBank genome assembly. Lineage: Eukaryota; Viridiplantae; Streptophyta; Magnoliopsida; Aquifoliales; Aquifoliaceae.